AUGGCAAGAUUUUUCCUUUUAUAUCUUCUUCUGCUAUUUGUGCUGCAGGUUGCAGCUCAGACCUGCAGCAAGGAAAACCCUUGCGCCGCUGGCUGCUGUUCCAAGUAUGGCUAUUGCGGAACAGGCGAUAAAUUCUGUGGCGAGGACUGCGUGGACACUUGUGACUACAAGCUGGGCUGCGAUGCGAGGAAUCCAUGCAAGACGGGCUGCUGCAAUAAGUAUGGGGUUUGUGGUCUCGGGCCGGACUAUUGUGGGACGAACUGCGUUGCUGGCUGCGAUAGUAAAGCCGAGUGUGAUCCGGGCUUUGGGGCCGAAUGGGCUGAUGUUUCUUCUUGCCCCUUGAAUGUCUGCUGCUCUAAAUAUGGGUUCUGCGGUACCACGGCGGAAUUCUGUGGUGACAAGAAGGUAGAUCGACCUUCUUGCUCCAAGUCCGGCAGUCUCCAACGUGUGGUUGGAUACUAUGAGACAUGGAGCAGCCGCCGACCAUGCAAUAAAUUCUGGCCAGAGAAGAUCCCCCUUGGGGUUUAUACUCACAUUAAUGUGGCAUUCGCUGUCAUCAACCCCGAGACCUUUGAGAUUGCGCCCUCGCUAAACGCCGAUAUUGAUCUCUACAGGCGAGUGACUUAUCUCAAGACGAUUGAUCCUGAUCUCAAAGUCUUCAUUGCAGUUGGAGGAUGGGCCUACAAUGACCCUGGUCCAACUGCAACCACAUUCUCGGACUUGGCUGCUUCUACAGAGAAGCAAAAGACGUUCUUCAAGUCCCUUGUCAGAUUCAUGGCCACCUACAAUUUCGACGGAAUUGAUCUUGAUUGGGAGUAUCCAGUGGCUGAUGAUCGCAGAGGCCGCCCCGAGGACUACAAAAAUCUCCCCAUCCUACUGAAGAAUCUCAAGGCGGCGCUCAAAAAUACUGGAGGCCGGGACGGCCUCAGCAUCACCCUCCCGGCUUCAUAUUGGUAUCUCCAGAAUUUUGACGUCAAGCAGAUCUCCCAGCAUGUAGAUUUUCUCAAUGUCAUGACCUAUGACAUGCACGGAACCUGGGAUAAGGGCAACAAAUGGCUUGGGGCGUAUCUCAACGCACAUACCAAUCUCACAGAGAUCAAAAACUCCAUGGAUCUCCUCUGGCGCAACGACAUCCCUCCUGAGAAGGUCGUCCUCGGAAUGGCGUUUUAUGGGCGAGCUUUCACUGUUGUUGACCCUGCAUGCACUACACCUGGAUGCUUGUUUGCCUCUGGCGCUGAGCCUGGCGAAUGCAGCAGUGAAGUCGGUAUUCUGAUGAUCUCGGAAAUAGACAAAUUUAUCAAAGAAAAGAGCCUGAAACCUACACUUUACAAGGAUGAAGCUGUCAAGGCUGCCGCCUGGGACAAUCAAUGGGUGGGAUAUGACGACGCAGACACCUUCCAGCUCAAGGCCGACUUCGCCCGGAGUCAAUGCUUGGGUGGUGUUAUGGUAUGGGCGAUUAGCCAUGACCUACUGGAUGGCACCUAUUCUCGGGCACUCGCUACCGUAGCAAAUCGCAAAGUGGUCGCACUUGCCGAUCACGUCGAGCAGAACGACACCAUCACCAUCAAGCAUGACCAAUGCAAAUGGACUAAUUGCGGAGAAGGGUGCCCUUCCGGAUGGGUCACCGUUGACCGCAGUGACCGCGGAAAACGUGAAGGCGAGAUCAUGCUCGACGACGGCGGUUGUCUUGUGGAAAAGCAGUUCCAUGUGCUUUGCUGUCCUCCAGAUCAAGAAGUCCCCACUUGUGGUUGGUACACGUUCAACAACGGCCGCUGUGAGGGCAAGUGUCCAGAUGGAAUGACCGAGAUCGGCGGCACUAAUAGGGGCUGCACUACUGUAAAUGGCAAUUAUCAGGCUGCCUGCUGCACUACGGGCACCAAAAAUAUGGCCCUGCAUCGGAAGUGCGAAUGGGGGGCUUCCUUCUUAUGUGACCGUUACACCUGUCCUGCGCAGAAUCCCGACAUCCUCGCGUUGUCCUGCAACGGCAAUGGAGGCUCUGCCUGCGGUGGCGAUUGGAGAACCAACAGAAACGAGGAGCGCAAAUACUGCUGCGAUUCGGGCGAUGACAACAUGAAGUGGGAUGACUGCACAUGGGAGGACCACUACAGUGCUACUGGUCUAAUACUUCGGCCUGCAGGUACUCAAAGCUACUGUGCCUCAAACUGCCCCGCUGACAAGGUCAGGGUUGCGAUGGAACACUAUAAUACCUGUGCAAGGAAAACAGGUUCCCGGGCCAAAUGCUGCUCUCCCAAGUACACGACCACCAUCACUCCAGUAGACCCGUUGGUCACGCUAUGGGAAUCGGAUUUGACGGCAUGGCUGCAGAAUCCGACCUGUUCCAGCAGCAGCUUUAGCGAUUCAUGGCUUUAUGGUAGCUUGAAAAAGCGAUCAACGCCUUACGGGAUUUUCACGGGUCAUCCAACACGAGAUUUGGUCAUGGGUGGCCAAUAUGCCCCCUUUGAGAAGCGUCAGGACCAGUUGAUCCUGUUCUCAAGCAAUUCCAUUAUCAUACUCCUGACCGAUAUAAUCUUUGCCUACCGGUCCAAUUCUAUCGCGGCCAAAGUCUCUAAAGAAAUCAAAGUCUGGGAUAAAAUCAUUGGGGCCCAAUACACCUACCUGGCCACCUCUCAGAUGAUGCCGUUCCUGAUGAACCAGUGGGAUUUCUAUGGCACAGUUGCCACUGAUCUGGCCGGGGACAUCAUUUGCAAUCUUCCAAAAUGGGACGAGUUUAUCAAGCUCUGUACGAUGCCAGUAUCUGAGAACGUCACAUGUGCGAACAUUGAUCGUGAUGCCUGGGAUCCCGAGUACAGUGUAGAUCCGGAUACGUACGGCACCUCUUCCGGUUCCGCAGCAAAAAGGGCACUCACCCCCCUCGACAAGCGCGACGGCCAAUCAAGGCUGUUUACUGUGGACUGUGGAAUCGACCCCGUUACUAACCUGCGUCGAGUCAUGUAUAUUGAUUCCCAGCCAUAUCCUAACGGCGACGGCGGCAACUCUCUCGAACGGGCCAAUGGCUUAACCGUCCGUUUCGCCCUGGCUAACCCCGCAGACUGUACUGAUGCCACGAUUGAUCCUAAUGCGCCCAACAACAUUUGGGCCUGGGUUACGGAACAUAUACUGGAGCUUCAGCUAAUCCCUCGCGCCAUUGAAUUCAUGGUGACUGGUAUCCUACCGCCAGUUCAGGGGCUAGCAGAGUACAGAUCAAAAAACAAUUUACUUCCCUGGGAUGUUGCUCAACUGUUGGGCCUGGACUAUUCACAGUGGGCUGCUGGCAUCACUUCAGUAGCAGGCAGCCCCAUUAGCAGGAUCUUUGAUUCAUUGGGCUCAAAAGCAAAUCCUGGGGUCUUGGUAAACGCAGAAUCACAUUUGAAUUCGGUCAAAGGAAGAAUUUUCAACGGCAAACAGCCAUUUGGGGAUGACACAUGGGCUAAUGUGAAUGUCCCUGAUUUUUCCCGCGCCCCUGCCGCUUUAGACCAGAUCCGAGUUGUAAUCUCUGUGUUUGAAUAUCUCAACGAUUUCAAUGUCAACAGCAUACUGGGACGGGUAUAUAGUGGGACCUCUAGAGAAUGGCGCCUGUUUCAAUCUACUGUCAAUAAAGCCCGACCUGGCGGGAAAUACGACACCUAUAUCCUCUGGAGGGAGUUCAUGACAAACUUCUUUGGUCGUUUGACACUUUGGGUCAACACUUGGGUUGUGGACCAUCUGAAUCAAUUGGAGGAUACCUGGCGAGAAGUGUAUAACGUUGCACCAGACGCAGCCACCAGAGCCUCUGCGUCUGCUAUGCUACAGGAUAUUCAGCGGAUGAGGAUACGGAUACAGAAUAUCCAGUUUGACACGUCCGUGUUUUUUCUCCCCAACUGA
Molecule: messenger RNA, 3861 nt
Organism: Aspergillus viridinutans
Lineage: Eukaryota; Fungi; Ascomycota; Eurotiomycetes; Eurotiales; Aspergillaceae
Exons: 5
Coding region: 1-3861 (1286 amino acids)
Biological process (GO): carbohydrate metabolic process
Molecular function (GO): hydrolase activity, hydrolyzing O-glycosyl compounds; chitin binding
Source: RefSeq, a predicted model, not a curated record